AACUGGACGGAGGCGCACCCCAGGGCGCAUGCGUGCUGUGCGGCGAGGUCUCAGGGAAGGUGGGGCUAUGGCAGCUGCUGGGGUCCCUCCGGAAGUAUCGCUGCGAGAAGCCACCCAGCGAAAAUUGCGGAGGUUUUCCGAGCUGAGAGGCAAACUUGUAGCACCUGGAGAAUUCUGGGACAUAGUUGCAAUAACAGCGGCUGAUGAAAAACAGGAACUUGCUUACAACCAACAGCUGUCAGAAAAGCUGAAAAGAAAGGAGUUACCCCUUGGAGUUCAAUAUCACGUUUUUGUAGAUCCUGCUGGAGCCAAAAUUGGAAAUGGAGGAUCAACACUUUGUGCCCUUCAAUGUUUGGAAAAGCUAUAUGGAGAUAAAUGGAAUUCUUUUACCAUCUUAUUAAUUCACUCUGGUGGCUACAGUCAACGACUUCCAAAUGCAAGUGCUCUGGGAAAAAUUUUCACUGCUUUACCUCUUGGUAACCCCAUUUAUCAGAUGCUAGAAUUAAAACUAGCCAUGUACAUUGAUUUCCCCUUAAAUAUGAAUCCUGGAAUUCUGGUUACCUGUGCAGAUGAUAUUGAACUUUAUAGUAUUGGAGAAUUUGAGUUUAUUAGGUUUGACAAACCUGGCUUUACUGCUUUAGCUCAUCCUUCUAGUUUGACUAUAGGUACCACACAUGGAGUAUUUGUCUUAGAUCCUUUUGAUGAUUUAAAACAUAGAGACCUUGAAUACAGGUCUUGCCAUCGUUUCCUUCAUAAGCCCAGCAUAGAAAAGAUGUAUCAAUUUAAUGCUGUUUGUAGACCUGGAAAUUUUUGUCAACAGGACUUUGCUAGGGGUGACAUUGCCGAUCUUAAAUUAGACUCUGACUAUGUCUACACAGAUAGCCUAUUUUAUAUGGAUCAUAAAUCAGCAAAAAUGUUACUUGCUUUUUAUGAAAAAGUAGGCACACUGAGCUGUGAAAUAGAUGCCUAUGGUGACUUUCUGCAGGCUUUGGGACCUGGAGCAAGUGUGGAGUACACCAGAAACACAUCAAAUGUCAUUAAAGAAGAGUCAGAGUUGGUAGAAAUGAGGCAGAGAAUAUUUCAUCUUCUUAAAGGAACAUCACUAAAUGUUGUUGUUCUUAAUAACUCCAAAUUUUAUCACAUUGGAACAACCGAAGAAUAUUUGUUUUACUUUACCUCAGAUAACAGUUUAAAGUCAGAGCUCGGCUUACAGUCCAUAACUUUUAGUAUCUUUCCAGAUAUACCAGAAUGCUCUGGCAAAACAUCCUGUAUCAUUCAAAGCAUACUGGAUUCAAGAUGUUCUGUGGCACCUGGCUCAGUUGUGGAGUAUUCCAGAUUGGGGCCUGAUGUUACAGUUGGGGAAAACUGCAUUAUUAGUGGUUCUUACGUCCUAACAAAAGCUGUCCUCCCCGCACAUUCUUUUGUGUGUUCCUUAAGCUUAAAGAUGAAUAGAUACUUAAAGUAUGCAACUAUGGCAUUUGGAGUGCAAGACAACUUGAAAAAGAGUGUGAAAACAUUGUCAGAUAUAAAGUUACUUCAAUUCUUUGGAGUCUGUUUCCUGUCAUGCUUAGAUGUUUGGAAUCUUAAAGUUACAGAGGAACUGUUCUCUGGUAACAAGACAUGUCUGAGUUUGUGGACUGCACGCAUUUUCCCAGUUUGUUCUUCUUUGAGUGACUCAGUUACAACAUCCCUAAAGAUGUUAAAUGCUGUUAAGAACAAGUCAGCAUUCAGCCUGAAUAGCUAUAAGUUGCUGUCCAUUGAAGAAAUGCUUAUCUACAAAGAUGUAGAAGAUAUGAUAACUUACAGGGAACAAAUAUUUCUAGAAAUCAGUUUAAAAAGCAAUUUGAUUUAGAGAUAUUUUAAAUAUUGUACACUUUGCCUUUUUGAGUAACAUUCCAGAGAUAGGUAUUUUCUGUAGGCUGUUUCACUGAACUCAGUUAAUGAAAACUGUAUUAACAUAAUUGCUGUAGCGUAAUAUUAAUAGCGCAAAAUUACAUAUAAAUCAUUUUGAUGAAAAAUAUUUCAAGACUAAGUUGAGAAAAGAGAUACUAUUUUGGAUGUGUAUCAGUAUUUUUGUUUUUAAUAAUGAUUGAUUUGUGGAGCAUUGUUUUUUCACAUAAUUAGUUUUAAAGGUAAUUUUCUAAGCAUACCUUUGGAAUUUUUCCAUCUUUUUUGAGACUUUUGAUCCAGUGAAGUUCUAAGUAUUCACUGGCACUUCUCUCCUCAACUGUAAUUCUGUUUUGAAUAAUAAAAAUGGCAUACUGUAGGGUCUUCAGAGUAGUGUAGGAAUACUGUAGAAAUACUUUUUCAGAAACAAAUCCAUAGCUGACAGAUUCACUCAGUGCCCGAUAUAUUGUGAUUAUUUUAGUUGAUAAAGAACUAGAUACAAAGACCUCUGAAAUUGAUGAUAAAAUUUGUAUCUCAUUAAUUUUAUCAAAAUGAAACUAAAAGUACAUAUGUAUUAUACACUUGAACAUGUGUUUGUGUAUCUUUAAAAUUUUCUUUUAUGUUCCAUUCCAUAGGAAAACACACAUAUGCACACAAAACUCAUUUAUCUGUGGGGAAAGUGGUAGUAAUAAUUGAGAUUCAUCAAUAAUCAUAUAAUUUCACUAUAGACAUUACUUGCAUUAUCUCCUAUCAGUCCUUCUAACAAAACUUAAAUUACCAAAUGAACUGCCUUUACUUUUCAUCUUAUUUUUUGUCUACAUGCUGGUGAUGCUGAGGAACAAUAAUUGGCCCAAAUGCAGACAUCAAGAAGCAGGCAGGAAAAUGGAAAAACUGAGAUAAUACACAGAUGAUAAACAGUUUCAAGAAAAUAAAAAUUGGCUAGAAUCUCAAGUUAUGUUUUUCUAUAUUGGUAUAAGCAUGUAAGUGAAAAGUCUGAUAAGUGUAAUAGAGAAAAGAUUUGUCAGUGUGUUUUUUUAAAUGAAAUAACUAGUCUGUGCUACUUUAUGUCAAUAUAAAAAUUGGUAAACUAGAAGUAACUUGUCCACAACCCUCAGUUAUAAUAGUUUUGUGCGUGUUUUGUUUUCCAAAGUUUUUCCCAAGGAGAAGAUACAAAUAUAUGGUAGCUAUUGUUUAAAAAUGAUUGAUUUACUUGCAGAUUUUUCAGAGGAUGUUAUGUCUUUGUCAUCCAUUAAAUGUUCAAAAUUGUAGUUUUACCAAAUCUGAAGUGCCAUCAGUUAUAAGAAUCACCAUUAUUUUAUGUUCCAUUAAGAAAAACACAAUAAAACAUGACACAAUGCUUUUUUUGUUACUUGAAAUUUUCAUACUUAUUGGAGAUCUCUUUUAGAUGUUUUUAAAUACAGAUUUUUAUUUAACCCUCUUGCAUAUACAUAUAACAAAAAAGUAAAAUAUUGAGAUAUCAUCAAGAAAUUUCUACAGCUUCACAUUUAAACUCUUCAGCACUUUCAGAGCUGUUGAUAUGCAUAUGUCCACCUAGUACCAUCUUCUGUGCUUUCAGAGUUAUUGGUAAGGCUGCAUUUCCUGAGUGCUCUACCACACUUAUGUCUGGAUUUUUUUUACCCAGCUGCAGACCCACACUCCUGCAAGUUUUGAUACCCUUCUAUUUGACAAAACUCAGUUUCACUUUUGUUUCAGUUUAAUCACAGGUCCUUAGAAGAUCGGACCUGUGAUUCUAUUCAAAGUCAGAAAGAGAUUUCUCACAAAUUGAUGUUAUAUUAACAUGUUAAUAUGAAAAUUAUUGUUUGGUAAACCAGAAGUGACUUGUCUGAAGCCCUCAAUUGUGGUAUUUGUGUGUUUAUUUUUUCUUUUUCAAGAUUCUUUUUAAAGAAAAUAUAUGGUAGCUGUUGUUUAACAUUUAUCUACUUAUAGAGCGUUCAGAGGAUGUUAUAUGUUUAUUAAGUGCUCAAUACUAUAUUUUACCUAAUCUGAAUUUUAAUCAUAAUCCUGCACAAUGCAUAGAUUCUAGUUUUUUUGAAAUGGUUCUGUUGAAAGGACUUAUCAAUGUCUCUUGCUUUGAGAUGUAUUGCUUGGUGUGUAGUAGCACAAACGUACCACCAAUAAUGUACCUAAUUCAACUGAAGUAACAGUCAUAUACACAGAUAUGACCAAGUUCAUAUGUGAGCAAGUAACAACUCCAUGACUGUUGCUGCCUGGCUAAUAGCUAUUAUACUAUCGUUUGUAAGGCACAUUCUGUUUUCUGGGGUGUCUAAAUGUGGAGAAAAAAAGAUGAAUUAGGAAUGAUUCUAACCUAAGUAUGUGUUUUAAUAACAGGAUCUAGGCAAAAAAAAAAAAAAAAAAAAAAAAAGUAAGUCACUCCUAAAUUUAAUCCCUGAAUAAUGUAGUGUACAUGAUGAUAGAGGAGAAGUGUAUUUUUGAUAAGAAGUGACUAAAUUUUGUGACAAUCUUAAUUUUUCAGGCUUUUCAUUUAGUCUCCCAAUAAAGAUAAUUUUUUUUCUGAGUUUUGUCAGCAGUAGAAAAAUAAGACCUACAUGGAUAAGUUUGAAAUUAAACAUUUUGUCUCAUUUUAUAAUUUUUAUUUUUAUAAAAUCAUGGCACUUACAUCAUAUACUCAGGUGUGUAAAAGCCUGCUAUUUGUAACGUAAUCCAUAAACUUAUUGAUGAUUUAAUAACUAUCAAGGGCAUGGGAAAAAUUCAACAUUUGACAAUAAUCUUUUACCUUAGGCAUUUAUUCUCUAAGCAAAGCAGAAAUAAAGGAUAUGUAUCAGUGUGUACUGAUUGAAAUAAAGCUUUAAAAAUCCAAGUGAUACUCUGAAAUUGUCAAAAGUUUGAUGGCAUGAAUCUAGGAUUAAUUCCCAUAACCUGUGAUGAUCUGGUCAUCUUCUGUAGCUACAUAGUACUCCUAAUGUUAAGAUUACCAAAUUCAGCAAUAAAGCCAAAAUCAAAACCGCCUUCUGUCACAUAUAGCUGUUAAGUGAAAUACACAAAAUCAGAGUUGCUGUUUACAUACAUCAUGAGGCCGUCUGGACUUGAGCACCUUGGCGGCUCAGGAUUAAGGCACCUCAGUCUAGCCUAGCAGAGUUACAAUGGAGAGAAGUGAAAACUCAUUAGUAGCUCAAAACAAGCUAAAGGAUUUCAAAUGCUCUUUUUCUUGUUCAUCUAAAUCAAGUCUUCAUCUGUGUCAAGGACUAAAUUGUUAAAAACCUUUUUAAUUUGCUUAGUGCAAGAAAAAUAAUAGCAACCAUACAUCUAGUUAACUUGAGUCUUCUGUGCCUCUAAAAUUUUUAGACAAAGCCUAUUUCUAUUGAGGUUGAGGAACACAAUUCUAAUACUUAGUAAAAUUAUUAACAUUCCUUGCAUUUAACUUUGUCAUAUUUUCCUUCCUCCAAUACCAGUAUGCCAAAUUCUGUAACAUAAUAGCAUUUUUCAUGCUCCCAUUUAUCUGUAUAUACAGAAACUUCUGCUUAGGUUUUUUUAAUAUGUAAAGAAAGUCUAGUCAUACCAGUUUGGUUGAAGAAUACUAGUUCUGUCCCUGGAAGAGCUGUCUACGUGAGCCACAACAAACCAAACUUGCCACAUCAUUCAAACUUGCCAAUUUGGCUGUAGUUUAGUAGAUAACAACUUUAGGUCAGGUUAAUAUUUGGGGAAAUGGAAUAAUAAAAGCUGCUGAUUUUCCUACUGUAUUGCUACUUGGAGGAUUGGAGGUGUGGAGGGAAGAUGCCUGUAAAUGAGUCACUGUUAUCAACUACCUGCACAUCAGCUUGAUUGUUGACACUUAUGUCUAAAGAUGUUCAUCCCAAGAGUAUUAUUGUGCAUGCAAGUAACUGAUUGAUACUAACAGAGUUAACAUUUUAUUUUGGGCUGCUUGGACAAAAAGUCUAUCUUUUUGAAGCCUCUGGCUGCAGGGAUCUCUUAGCCAUCACACAUAUAAAUUUCAACCAUUCACACAGAGCAAUUCAUUUCUGAUUGCUGUAGACUAGUGCAAUCCAUCUGCUAGUGUCAUUUCCUAGCUAUCUGUGCCAGAAUUACACUCCUUCAAUUGUGCUUCAGUGCAUUUCUGAAACAAUCUAAACUAAACUGUCUAUAUUCUUUGGCCACUGGCUUAUGAUGUGUUACUGAUAUGCUUGUUGAAUCUCCAGCCUCCUUAAAUGCUUUUUAAAAUCUUUGUUACAACCAACACAUCGUAGCUAAGUAAUCUGCACAUGUGAAUGAUUUUUUUUAAUUUCUUUUCUUACCAGUAUCCACUCUUUUCUCUGCAGCACAUUCAGAUGGUUCAAGUGAGUUUUAAUUUACCACUUCCUUGUAGGAGAGUGUCACAUCGCCCAGAAUAGAAUUAAAGCAUUUACAUCUUGAGGCAAAAAAAUCUUUUAAAAUACAACUAUGUAGAAAUCAAGUAAGUGUUCAUUUGCAGGUUUAGAAAUGUUGCACUGCUUAAUGAAGUUUUACGUGAGUGGUUUCUUUCUUAUUAUUUUUAGCCUUGGGGUUUGAGAAAGUAAAUGAUGUCCAUCAAUAUGCUGUACUUUAGAGAAGUUUCAAAUAUUUCUAGAACUAGAAAACUUGGGACUACACAAAGAAAUAAUUAUGAUUAUAUCAGGUGGCCCAGGUGCAGAUUUUAAAUGUGCAGGCACACUGACAAAGUCAUAAAUUAAAAAUGCACUAAUUAUAUAUCACUGGGAUCAAUCUUUAAUGAAAUUGAAUAAGAAAGAUCACUCAUGACUGGUUGAAGUUGAUAGAGCUUCUAAUUAAGCAUUAUCCAGUCAAAUAAAGAGCUGUCUAUGGAAGCUAGCCUAUGAGGAAGGAAGGAAAAAGUUGUCGAGUAAUUCUUUUUUACUUGUUGCAACAGCUGAUUCUUCAAUACAAAAGAAAUAUUUACCAUGAGUUCAGUGAGAAGAAGCAAUUUACAAAAUUAGCCAUGUUUCUAGUGUCUUUGAGUAUGUAUCUCUAGACUACAAACGUGCUGGAAUUUUCCAUGACAUAAAAAUAAGCAAAAACAAAAACAAUACUUCUCUUAGCCAUAUUAUUUCAUCAGGAUAUAGUCAGCCUAGUUUCAUCUACAAUGAAACCGAAGUUGUACUAGCCAUUAUACCCAACACUGAAUUCCAGAUUCAGAUAUGUACCUCCCUGCUUCGUAUCCCUCCCUUACUGGAAAAAAAAUACAUAGGCAUCUCUAUUUGGAGAGCUCUAAUCUUCUAUCAAUUAAGAUAAUCUUUUUCAUCUAGAUAAAUGACACAGCCAUUCACCAAAUUGCUCAAGGAAAAAACCUGGAAAUUUACCAUGACUCUUCAGGUACUUCCCCUCAUCCUUUUCAUCCUGUUUUCAACAAGUGAAGUCUAUAUAUGAAAAACACAACCAAAAUCCAUCUACCUCUCUCAACUUGUUGAGCUACCACUGUUUUCUAGACUAAUGCAGUAGUUUUUUUUUUUUUUUUUUUUUUUACAUGCCACAAUGCCUUAUUGUGUGCAGUAAUAACAAUGAUCUGACUUUUAUAAUUGCACGUGAAGGCAAAGUUGCAGAAAGCCUGCAAAGGAAAGAUUUAAAAGAUUGGCAUUGGGGUGUAUGAGGCAUUGAAAGAAAAAGGAAUACUGUAGCCAUCUCAACCUUACUUCACUAAUUUGGUACUAUUUUUGUAUCCCAUUUUGCUCCCCUGAAGACUACCUUUUAGGACAAAGAUUCAUACUACUUUCUAACAUUCUGCACUUUAUUUUCUCCAUGAAGUUUUGCCUGGUGAUAGUCUGCAAUCUCUUUACCACCCACAUUGUUGUUUUUUUACCUUUUUCAUAUUUGCUAUGUGUAAUCAGAUGUCAGCUGGAAAUUUGCUUUCCCUUUAGAUGUAGGCAACAUUAGUUGAACCUCUAUUCUAAACCCCAGAGAUGUCAAAAACUUCUCUCAAAUAUCUGUGAAAUUCCUGAAGAUCAUAUAUCUCCACAAUUACUUUGGACUGUAAGCUUCCAUUUCUGGUGAGUUAGUUCUGUUUGGGCUUGCAUGUGAUUUUCUCACAAUUCUAUGAGCUGAGCGCCUGUUUUUCACUAUGUGAGUCUCAAACUUUUCCUCUUUCCCGCAAUUAGGGCAUCACCAUAUCCUCCAUAGAAAAAGGCCUUCUCACCAAAUUUUAUGUGUAGCAAAUUUCUCUGAAUCAUUGGAGCUAGGGAGGAAGGUGCUGGAAGGAAAGAGAAGGAUACAUAUCAGAGCACAACAUUAAGUAAUAGUUGUUCUUAGAAAUCCUUUGACAUCUUCAUCACCAAGACUUUCUUCACUAGCUAUUUUUUUUUAUAAUCCAAAAUUAUGUCUUAACUUUUUUUCUCGUCCUCAGAUCAACUUCUUCCAUCCCCUUAUGAGAUAUGCACACAUUGUUUACAUUGUAGACAUAUAGCAUUUAUCUCUUCUUUCUCUUGUGCCAUUAGUUUUCUUCCUUUAAUGGAUUAUUCUCAUCAGCACACAAAUAUUCUGUGAUUUUUCCAAUUUAAAAAAAAACCCUUCACUACACUUCGUUCAGGUGUUACUUUAUUUCCUUGCUCCUUUUACACUAAAAUUUUUAGAAUACAUUGUCUGUUCUUCCAUUCUUCAGUUCCCAUCUUCCUAUUUACUCUUCAACCCAAUUCAGGCUUUUAGCACCCCUCUCCAUCACCACUACUCCAUUAAAUUUGUUCUUCUGAAGAUUUCCAGCACUCUCGACUUUGCUAAAUCCAGGGGUCAUUCCUGGUCUCAUCUUCUUGCCCUUUAAACAGCAUUUAUAUCAAUUGAUUACUUCUUUGACUUGCAUUCUUUACCUGGAUGCAAGGAACCCCACAUUACUGGUUCUUUUUCUAACUUAUUGGUCACGCUUUUUAAGUCUCUUUAACUGAUUUCUCCUCAUCUUCCUCACCUCAUAUCACUAGAAGGUCACAGAUAUUUGUGUUUGAAUUUCUCUAUCCACAUUCACUCCUUUGGAAUACCAUCCAUUCGCAUAGCAUCUAUGUGUUAUCAAUUCUCAAAUCUGUGUUUCUCAUUAUCAAAAUGUAACUCUCAAAUUGUUAAAAUAUGAAUCCAUAAAUUGUGAACAUGGGUCAGGAUUUAAUUAAUAAGGAAGCCAGCAGGAUUAUGAAGUUGAUUUUUAUAUUUUUCCAGAUGCUACAAGGAAGAAAAUUUAUAUACAACAUUAUAAAGAAUUUUUUCCAAUAAUAGAGUACAUUUUCUUAUGAGAUAAUAGGCUUAAGCAAAAAGUCUAAAAGACAAUUUAGCAAGAGUUUUCUCAAGAAGUUCUUAUUUUAGAUAAGAGGUAGGAUUGAGUCAGGAAAAUAGAGCCUGGAGGCAGGGAACAUAAGGCCGAUUCACACUUAAGUUAUGACAGGAAGUAUCCUUUUCGUAGGGUGUAUGCAGAGUAAAUGACUUUGUAACUUUACUUCAUCCUCUCCAUUGACAUAUGGCAUACACCAAGUAACCAGUGGAAAUCUCUAGAGGGUAUUUAAACCCCCACAAAUUCUGUAACGGUGUCCUUGAGCCCCUAUGCUCAGGCCCACUCCCACACUGUAGAGUGUACUUUCAUUCUGAAUAAAGUUCUUCAUUCUUUCUUC
Pongo pygmaeus (Bornean orangutan) is the source of this 9473-nucleotide messenger RNA. It is a transcript of the gene FPGT, whose product is annotated as fucose-1-phosphate guanylyltransferase. The transcript has 4 exons. Lineage: Eukaryota; Metazoa; Chordata; Mammalia; Primates; Hominidae. Bases 29 to 1852 code for a protein of 607 amino acids. The record is from RefSeq and is a predicted model, not a curated record. Gene Ontology annotation, molecular function: transferase activity, transferring phosphorus-containing groups.